Molecule: messenger RNA, 3527 nt
Organism: Paramisgurnus dabryanus
Lineage: Eukaryota; Metazoa; Chordata; Actinopteri; Cypriniformes; Cobitidae
Gene: ube2d4
Product: ubiquitin conjugating enzyme E2 D4
Source: RefSeq, a predicted model, not a curated record
UUCCGCCAAAUACGUAUUUGUAACAUCAAUAGGACUACACUUCCCAGGAUUCACAGCUCUGUAUGCGCGAAGUCAUCGAACGCCGUCGCAGUUAUCGCGAUAUCACUGUAUUGAUGUCUAGUUAUGCACUAGAAAGUGUCAGUGAGGUUAGACUGGGUAACAAUUUCUCAAACCACUCAAACCAGAGACUAGUGUUUAAUUCGCCUCGUGAAUGCCUGAAUCUGAGCUUUUGUAUUUGUGUUUUUAUAAACUGGACGUGUGACACCGUGAGGGAAAGACAACAGCAGCGGUCUCAUCCAAACUGUACAGGCCAACAGUACCACAACUGGAUCAAACAGUGUGUCGUAAAGCGAGCAAAUGGCGCUGAAAAGAAUCCAGAAGGAACUGACAGACCUACAGAGAGAUCCACCAGCCCAAUGUUCAGCCGGACCAGUCGGAGAAGAUCUGUUUCACUGGCAGGCAACAAUAAUGGGGCCGAAUGACAGUCCGUAUCAAGGAGGAGUGUUCUUUCUUACAAUUCAUUUCCCAACAGACUAUCCCUUUAAACCACCAAAGGUCGCAUUUACAACAAAAAUCUACCAUCCCAACAUUAACAGUAAUGGGAGUAUUUGCCUGGAUAUCCUCCGAUCUCAAUGGUCACCUGCACUUACUGUUUCCAAAGUGUUGUUGUCCAUCUGUUCCCUGUUAUGUGACCCAAACCCAGACGACCCCCUUGUACCUGAGAUCGCACAUACAUAUAAAGCAGACAGAGAAAAGUACAACAGACUAGCAAGAGAAUGGACGCAAAAAUACGCCAUGUAAGAGUGCCUGUGACUAAAACACUAAAGAAGCAAAAGGACAAAGAAACGUGUUUUUACUUUUAACAAGAGGAGUAAAAAUAAGUGAAUGUUGAGGGGUGGGGACAACUAAACAACAAACCCUUGGAGAGAGGAGCCAGGAGAAAGCGGAGGUGAGGAGGCUGGUGAAUCCGCUGUCAUGUGCCGUUCUCCCAGACCCAGUGUCAGAGCGGCCUACCCUGGAAUAUUCCAGGAAAACUGUAAAACCGGACAAACCUCGGGGUACCACAACCCAGGAUGUUAGACUUGUACUACUGUUAGUUCUAUUAUUGUUAUUAUUGUGUAUUUUCUUCGUGUUAAUGUUGCCAUUCUUUAACUUGUCACCUCUGUUAAUGUGCUCUUAUUGAUGUCACUAUUAUGUUUUGCCGAAUGAUGAUAUGUCAGGAAGUUGAAUUAAUACUGGCGAGGCAGGCCUGGUCAUCUCAUUGGAGUCUAUGGGAAUCAUUUUGAAUAUGGGUACUAAAAUUUGACUCGGUUCAAUGGAUUCAGACAGAAUGUAAAACUAUUAUGUUUGAACAGUUUGAAAAAGACCUCGCUUGAGACUCCGCCAGCCGACUUCAAGUCGUGACAUUUCAUGAAACACUAUGAAUGUGAUUAAAAGCUAAAGGUAAUUGAGCAAAUAGACAUUUUGACAGACUGCGGUCAAAAAAAAUGGAUGAGCUGGUCUACAACUUUGUGCUGUAAAAAAGGGAAAUAUUUGACAUUUUUAAUUUAAACAGUUUAGUUGGUUAUAGUCAUAUCUCUUUUCAACAUAUUUUUCAUUUAAUCUGUUUCAGAUUUAACUCAUUUGAUAUUCACCUCAGCUGCAUGUGCAUGAUAUGGCAGAUGUGUACGUAUUUGUUUUGAUAAUUAUUGUAAAAUUGCUUUAGAAAUCAGCAGAUUUGUAUACCUGUCUUAAAAAUUUGCCCACAAUUGCUUGCAAAAGAAGGGGAGAAAAAUGUGAACGAAAAAGAUAACGCCACCAUUUCUGCCAAAUUUGAUAAAUCCCCUUUCAUAUUUGCAGGCAAAGGGUAGGUCAUAGCGUAUGAAUGCAAUAUUUUUCACUUGUUUAGCAUUUAUCUCUUCUACAGAUCUAUCUGCAAGAGUGUAAUUCUUAAUCUUUAGAUACUCUUGUUACUGUAGUUACUAAUAUAACUAACGUCUUGACUGAGUAGAUGGUACGUUUAAUGUGACCAGCACAGGUGCUAGACUUAAGUACUUGUACUGUAGAUUUAUUGUUUAUCAAGAUGUUUACACCCGACAGGAAAGGAACUGUAAGGUUGAAAAGUGUGAAGAUCUCACUUUCCCCCGGUGCUGCUCUUGAAAAGCCCAUGCCUCUAUUUUACUAGGUUACUAGACUCCCUGAAAAGGGCUAAAUGUUGUCAGGAUUAUCUUUAGCACCAUAUUUGUGUACUGCCACACAAGACAUUUGAUUUGGCUUUGGAUGUGUUUUUAAAGGGAUAGUUUAUCGUUUACUCAACCUCAAGUGACUGCAGAAUUUUCGGGAUGGCUUUACAAUAAGGAUGGAUUUGUUAAUUAAGGGAUAAUCAAUGGCUUGCAUUGAAGGUUUUUAACUUCCUGGCGCGGAGGCAAAGAACCACCUGACAAAAUAAGCAGCUUACUGUAAAUAAUAGGGCUCAUAACAAUUAAUUGCGACUAAUAUGUGUGUAUUGUGUAUAAUAAUUUUGUAUACAUAAAUACAUAUGCAUGUAUAAUUUUAAGAAAAAAAUGUGUAUAUAUUAAGUAUUUAUAUUUAUUUACAUGUGUAUAUAAUAUAUAUAUAUAUAUAUAUAUAUAUAUAUAUAUAUAUAUAUAUAUAUAUAUAUAUAUACGCAUGUAAAUAUUUCUUAAAUAUACAUGUGUGUGUAUUUAUAUAUACAAAAUUAUUAUACACACAUGUAUAUGAUGUAAGCAAAACUUUUAUUUUUGCAAACGAUGAAUUGCGACUAGUUGUUAUGCAGCCCUAGUAAAUAACUCUUUUUGUGUUUCUCAAAAAUGAAUACAGGUUUUAAAGACAUGAGAGGGAGUAAAUGACAAUGUUUCUUUAGGAGGACAUAAUUUCCAUUGGGUCAAAUUUGUAUAACAUUUUUUGAAUGUUUAAAAUUAUGCCAACUUUCCCUUGACUCAAAGGCUUAAGUGCCAUCUUUUACCCUGAUUAUUUUCAUCACUUAAUGGUUACACAUCUUUUAGAACGUUUAAAUGUAUUUAUUUAUUCGCUAUUUAUUUGUUGUCUUCCAGUCAUUGGUUUAAAUGAAUUCAGUCUGGUUUAAUGUGUUGUGUUCUGUAUAAUGGUUCAUCUGGCAAUUCGAGUUACAACAUUAUUAUGAGAUUGCGCUAAGGCAGUAUGCAUGCUUUGCACUCUGGUGGGCUACAACCUUCUCCCGCAGCUAUUUGCAAGAUAUCAGGGAUAUUUUUAUCCAUUCACCUCCCCCGAGACCUUCAAUAAAACUCCAGCCUUAACAUCAUUGUAUAAGCAGCUGUACUGUAUUGUUAACCUUUGUGUUUUACCUUUGGAUUUGGGUUUUAACUAUUGGAUAGGUACUGUACUUUUCUGUGUAACACACACACACAGAGCCAUAAUAACUUCUUGAUAACUGUAUGUGCUAUAAAGGCCCUGUCAUCUAACCUGCUCUCUCAUGAAAACUAGACUCAGUAUAGCUGAGACUAACCUCCAAGGUGUCAACUUUAGUGAAUAAAGCUCCUUUUGUUUUA